AUGGGACAUCCGAAUAUCGAACAGCGCAAAUUCAACUUUUGCCCAAGUCUCGCUGGCCUCGACCUGGAGAACCUCAUCAACCAAUGUCUUGAGUGCACUCGCUUCUUCGGCGCUUGCUGUCUCCAUCAAUCCUACGGUGGCGAUUUGGCUGUACCCAACAAAGACGUUUGCCACCACUUCCAAAUUGUCUUUAUUGACGGCGCGUGUUCCAACAAUGGUCGGGAAGAUGCUAAAGCUGGGCUGGGUAUUACCAUCGGCGACGAUGAAUCCUAUUGUUGGAGUAUCGCUGUGAACGAUGCGGCAGACCCAAAUGGACCCAGGACUAAUCAACGUGCCGAGUUGUUGGCAGCGAUAGAAGGUUUGCAGCUAUUGGCGAAUGUGAAUCGACUUAACGCGAUCCACGAAGCAAUGGGAAUGGGGGAUGAACACCACAAGCCAGCCAGACGCAACACUGACGAAUUCGGUCCCACCUACGUCGUCGUGGCCGAUUCUGAAUACGUCGUGAAAGGGAUCACGGAAUGGCUUCCCACGUGGCGUGUCAGAGACUGGCGUACGGCAGCUGGAAAACGACCCACGAACUUGGACUUGUUUUUGAAGCUGGAUGAGGUUACCAUGAGCUUGGAGAAGGAUGGCAUCACAGUUGGCUUUUGGCACAUUCCAAGGGCAUAUAACCACAAGGCUGAUCGUCUGGCGAAGCUUGCAACUGUUUAA
This is a messenger RNA of Laccaria bicolor S238N-H82, 711 nucleotides long. RefSeq lists its product as uncharacterized. The transcript has 2 exons. Gene Ontology annotation, biological process: DNA replication, removal of RNA primer. The coding region runs from base 1 to 711 and encodes 236 amino acids. Lineage: Eukaryota; Fungi; Basidiomycota; Agaricomycetes; Agaricales; Hydnangiaceae. The record is from RefSeq and is a predicted model, not a curated record. Gene Ontology annotation, molecular function: RNA-DNA hybrid ribonuclease activity; nucleic acid binding.